This is a messenger RNA of Paramormyrops kingsleyae, 2180 nucleotides long. RefSeq names its product lymphatic vessel endothelial hyaluronic receptor 1a (gene lyve1a). Gene Ontology annotation, cellular component: plasma membrane. The record is from RefSeq and is a predicted model, not a curated record. Gene Ontology annotation, biological process: cell adhesion. NCBI's taxonomy places the organism in Eukaryota, Metazoa, Chordata, Actinopteri, Osteoglossiformes, Mormyridae. Gene Ontology annotation, molecular function: transmembrane signaling receptor activity; hyaluronic acid binding.
UUCUCACUGUGUAGUUCAGUGAAGGAGUACUGGCUGUGCCUGGUAACAUAAGUCGUACAGUGGGCUUAUCUCCACAACGUCCCUGUCUUGCCUGAGAGGAGGACUGCCCUACUUUCUCCCCAAGCCCUCUAAUGCCAAAAGCGACCACGGAGGAACUAGCCUGAACAAGAACAUGUGCAUCACCAUGGCAAACGUCUGGCGCCACUUUAUGCUUCUCCUGUGCUUGACCAUCUCUGCAAAUCUUCUCCAGCUCACUGAUUUCAAAGUUUCCCCAGAAAAAGGCACGGCUGGGGUGUUCCUGCUCUCAUCCACCCCCAAAGAGUACGCCCUCAAUGCAUCUGCAGCCCGGGACAUGUGUCAGCUCCUGGGGAUGACCUUGGCCAAUCGAGCUCAUGUGCAAAACGCCCAUGCUCAUGGUUUGGAGACCUGCAGGUACGGAUGGAUAGAGGAGCGAAUUGCUGUUAUCCCCCGGGUUACAUCUUCCGCCAGUUGUGGUCGCGGUGGUAUUGGGGUCAUAAUUUGGCGAACAGAGGCCAACAGGAAUUUCGAUGCAUUCUGCUUCAACGGAACAGAUCCGAAGGUGCAUCUGGCAUCCCCAGCAGCAAACAUCUCACAAAGGACAGAGUCCUCAUCUACUCCCUUGUCCUUACACCCAUCUCCUCCACACAUCCCCCGUUCCACAACUCUCACCCCUAAUGGCUCCACUCCGCUCUUCAUCCCCUCUGCCUACUUGUCUACUUCAAUACCAGGAUGCACAGACACGGCAACGCCCACAAUGAGCAGCGACAAGCCGUCAGAUGUUUUCUUGGCUGUACUCAUCCUCAUCCUUACCGCUGCACUGCUGAUGCUAGUUACUGGACUGUUCUACUGCAGAAGAAAGGGAAGCUGGCCCCAGUUCUGUAUGAGGGAUCUGCAGAGAGAGAACAAGGACACAGAGGAGCUGAAGCCAUCCGGGAAACAGGAUGCAGGGGGGGACCGAGUGGAGUUUGAGGUGGAUGGGAAUUCAAAUGACAUCAGUCUGUCUGUGGUCCCUGACAUGGAGCCCCCGUCACCCUGAGGGCAGCGCAACCUGCAACGGGAAAUUUCAGGAACAAAGGAAGUGAAGUUCAUUUUUCCAGAACUACAGGAGUGCACAAUCAGUGCACAACAAGUGUACUCUAAGUGUAAGCAAGGUCUGAGCUAUAGCCGCUGCAACUGCGUGUGAUAUACGGAUUACAUUCUUUUUUUCCUGAAGGAUUGAAGGAUUGUGAUCGAGGACUUUACUAUUUUAGGUCCAAAGACUGGCCUUGUUGUUGGGCCAGGUACUUAAUCUGAAUUGUUCCAGUAAAUUAUACAUGUAUCAAAGGGCAAAUUUGCAAGUUUGGUCUGAGCAUCAAAGAAGGAGAAUUAACACCAGCUUGGAGUUUCUGUACAGGCCUGUUACUGCAGCUAGAGUGGCAGAAGGACAGUGAGUGGAAUGCAUGUCUGCUUCACAUCACGCCAGAAAAUGGCAUUUGAAAACUGUUUGGGGUCUACCAGCCAGCCACAGGGAAACAUGAUUCUGAGGUAUACAGCUGCUACGGAGGACAUAAAAUCACACUCAGAAUGUGAGCCUGCACUGUGUUCGGAGCAGAUUAUAAAGUUCUGGCCUGUACUCAUUUCCGCAGCCUGUUUAUUAAAAGUUCUGGUUAGAUCAUUUAUAUGAUUGAAAGUUUCCCAUGUAAUGGUCCGCUCAGAGACAUGGAGAUGGCCCAAAAGGCAACUCGCACAGGCAGAGCCUCCUGAGUAGAUUUUGAGGAUUUGAUCUGUGGCAAAUUUUGCCGACCGCUCAGUAUAUUUCACAGACAUAUAUUUUUGGGCCCCUAAGAAGUGCGGGGCCCGUGAUUCUGUAAAGGUAUCCGGGCCCCUCGGAUACCCCUGCAUGCAAGUCCCAUCCGUGGCAACCAGGUCAGACAGCUGAGCAUCCGAUGUGAGACGAUUUCUGAAGGAAUAAAAGCCAUGACUCUUCUUUUCUGUAAAGGUCAUGUUACUUAUGCUGUGCUCCUGAAUUUGCAUAGAAACUUGAUGAUGGCCUGACACCACACUGGAGAGAUCUGGGGCUGGGAUAUACUGUCAAAAAACUGUAAUCAUUUACAUCUGCUAGGCUUCUGGGAGAGCAAUAAGUUACUUUAUUAAGUUUUCAAUAAAUGUACUGAACAACA